Molecule: messenger RNA, 2336 nt
Organism: Schistocerca serialis cubense
Lineage: Eukaryota; Metazoa; Arthropoda; Insecta; Orthoptera; Acrididae
Exons: 3
Coding region: 172-2268 (698 amino acids)
Source: RefSeq, a predicted model, not a curated record
UUGGGGAAUCCGCCACACACUGACGGCCCGCACGACAGUGCGAGUAGCUCGGUCGCAGCACUGCAGCAUCUUUCCACUGAGCCACCCCGGACAUCCGCAAACAGUCGGCCGGCAGCCCCUAGCACUCUACCACUGACUCCUUCACAGUGGGACUGGCUGAAGCAGAACGCUAUGCGUAUUCCAAAAAAUCCGAUGAAAAAUCCGAAAAUACUAGGCAAAACACUGUUCAAACAACCACACCGUAAAUAUGACACUUUGACUAGAGAACGUUUUGCCGAAGAAUACGGGCACCGUGGAACGAAACAGGCGACGCCCGAUUCCGAAAGCUCGGGUUUCCCUGACGCUUACAGACAAAAAUGGUCGGCUCAGGUAAUGUCUUAUUCUCAUUUACAUCCGUCCUCCUACAGUGCGGAAGAGCACGGGAAAAGUGUGAAGCUCGAUCCGUCACACACUCCCACAAAUGGUGUACUGAAAAGUGGCAUUUCCAGAAGAUCAGUGCACGACAAGAGCUUACGGCCAAAGAGCGACGUCCCACACGUCACUCCGUCCGGAUUCCGUGACGGACCGGACGGCAGCCGGCCACGGAGGACUCUGACGGACAGAGAAACUCGCUCUGGUGAAGCCGACACUCAAAUUAGGGGAAACGUAUUUGCGAGGGAGGGUCUUCCCAGGGAUGUCCGACACGCUUACCCUACAUUCAGUUCUCCCUCGCAGACAGGUGGAAUGAAAGAGAGGGGACACUCGUCUCCGUCUGAAAACCGGAGGCAACCGGAGGGUACCUUCUUCGGAGUGGCGUCAUCUUCGGCCAAAAAUCGACUGAAACGCUCCGGCGAGUACGACGGCGAGCACGACGAGAGUGCAGUCUGGAACACACUGCUCGCAGACCUCGCAAACUGGCCGGCCAGUGUCGGGAUCGCGCCGUCCGAGUUGACCCCGCCCGUGUCAUUCCUGACGUCGGUAAAUGAAUCUUACCCUCACACAGUGAGUGGCCCCCCACGCAGGUCGUUCUACUGGUACUUUAAGUUACUGAGGGCUUUUAUGCCAGGUGGGAAUGUCGCUCGGCGGAUAGACUUGUACAAGAAGAAGCUGAUUUGGGGACCUCCGAUCACUUACGACGAAUUCGCACCGCUCAAACCGCUGAAUAGGGAUGUCGAAGAUGACGAGCAAAAUCGGGCAGAUGAACGUGGCGACGGAAUACAUCGAGCUGCAAAUGGAAAUACCACGACUACAGAGGUGCCUGAAAAUAGGCAGUUCGGUGGCCCUGAUGGACUUGCUCCGGGAACAGUUGCAUACGUACAUAUUCCCAGACAGGUGCGUGAAGUUAAAAAUGACUUUCUGAUGACCCCUGGUGCUGGAAUACAGCACGGAACAGAUGUUGACUUUGUCAGUACUGAACUGAGGGUGAAGGAUGAAAGCCGUACUGCAGGAAACCGUACCGAAAGCUACAGUGGAUCGGCAAACGGUGCAGAUGUUUCAGAUCGUACAGACAGUGGAAUUUCCAUGGGGACAGUUGAAGUGGGAAAAGAAACCACACUUUCCACAGUUGAUACACAAAAAGAGACCACACUUCCCACAGUCGACACAAAAAAAAAGACUGCACUUCCCACAGUCGACACACAAAAAGAGACUGCACUUCCCACAGUCGACACACAAAAAGAGACUGCACUUCCCACAGUCGACACACGAAGAGCGACUGCACUUCCCACAGUCGACACACGAAGAGAGACUCCACUUCCCACAGUCGACACACGAAGAGAGACUGCACUUCCCACAGUCGACACACGAAGAGAGACCGCACUUCCCACAGUCCAUAUACGAAAAGAGACCGCACUUCCCACAGUUGAUACACCUAGAGAGACCACGCUUUUCACAGUCGAUACACGAAAAAGUAGUUCAGUUUCCACAAUUGAUGCACAAAAAGAGAUCACAAUGUCUUCAGUUGAUACACAAAGAGACACCUCAGUGCCUAGAGCUGCAGGACAACCGAGCUCACAGCCCACGGUCAGUACCAGUAAACUGAUCCUGUGGCCUACCGUUAAGAGGAGGAUAGAGGCUGUAGAACGCAGUGAAGAGAAAUAUUCUGCUUCAUUUACUGGCGAUGACGAAGAGGGAGACAGUGAGAAUCAAAACCAGGAGCAGGCAGAGUUUUAUGAUAAAAUAAAGCAAUUUGGAGCAGACGAUGGCACGAAUGCUGCACAGAAAGUGGCUUCCAUUUUUGGUGUAGCACUCACCUUGGUGCUCACGUGGAUUUCCGUGCCACAAAUUUAAGAAUGCGUACCCAAAUAAGCGUUAAAAUAAAUAGUUCAAUUUCCUAAUAUACAUUUUCUUGAUGUCUG